Molecule: messenger RNA, 1353 nt
Organism: Manihot esculenta (cassava)
Lineage: Eukaryota; Viridiplantae; Streptophyta; Magnoliopsida; Malpighiales; Euphorbiaceae
Product: late embryogenesis abundant protein At1g64065
Exons: 1
Coding region: 390-1025 (211 amino acids)
Source: RefSeq, a predicted model, not a curated record
CGGCGAGCAAUUAAUGCAAUUGGCCUGUUACUUUGGUUGCAUCACAUAUAUAGUUUUGUAUAGGAUCAUCCCACAAAAGAAGGUUCUACUGCUGCAAUCAUCAUGAAACUUGAAUUUCAUUAAUCCAUCUACUAGUCAAAUAUCAAAGUCAUCCAAACGCGUCUGAUACAGAAAACCGAAAGAAAAAAAAAAAGCCUCUCCUUUGUUCACAUUCCAGGAAAGUAAUAUUCUAUUUUCCGACUUAUAUUCUCGCUAUUGUGAGGUUAAUCAUCCAUAAAUAGCUGCCCACUAGACCCCCCAUUUGACUCACCACGUAUUUUUUCUUCUUUCUGAAUCCCAACAGCAAAAACAGUGUAACUUGGAGAACAAAGACUUUUAGAAACAAAAGAAUGGCAGAGAACGAGCAACCAACCCAUCCCAUGGUAGCCAACGAAGAGUCAGGUUCAGGCAUAGAAAAACCGAAAGAGCUGAGCAAAAAGAAGCGCAUGAAAUGCAUAGCCUUUGCUGUGGCUUUUACAAUCUUCCAAACUGGAGUAAUAUUGGCCUUUGUACUUAUAGUUUUGCGUUUCAAGAGUCCAAAAUUUAGGGUACUUUCUGGCUCAUUUCAUAAUGAUCCAUUUCAAAUUGGCACUGAGGCAGCUCCUUCCUUCAACUUGACGAUGAACACUCAGUUUGGGGUGAAGAACACCAACUUUGGUCACUUUAAGUAUGAAAAGAGCACUGUCACAUUUGAAUAUAGGGGCACAGCUGUUGGAACUGUUAUUAUUGACAGAGCACGAACCAGGGCUAGAUCCACUAGAAAAUUCGAUGCCAUGGUGGUGCUGAAGACGGAUAGUGUGGCUGAAAAUAUUGAGCAGCUAGGUAGAGAUAUCAGUUCAGGGAAGUUGCCACUUACUAGCUCCUCCAAGUUGGAAGGGAAAAUUCACUUGAUGAAACUGAUCAAAAAGAAGAAAUCUGCUCAAAUGAAUUGCACCAUGAACGUUGAUAUCCAAACAAGAACCCUCCAGGACAUCGUCUGCAAGUGACCAGCUUGAUUUUGCAAUAUAUGAUUCAUGUUUCUUUCUUAAUUAUUUUUUUCAAUUGAAUUUUUGCAAUUGGGGAGUCGGAUAGUUUUGGUGAGGAAAAACUUCUCUGACUCGUUCAUGGUGGAUCUAAGAUAUAUGCGAUCUACUUGGUUGUAUAUUGGAUUCAUUAUGGAUUGGAUUAAGAAAAUUUUCUCAUCGUAUGCUUAAUUAUUCUUCGUAUUUUUUGUGAUAUUUAUGUUGAAAUAUUUUUAAUACUAUAUUUUAUGCAAGGUACAAUGUUGUAAUUUUAGAUAAAUCCUAUUAUUAUUAUUAUUAAUUUUUAAAAAAA